UCAAAAUGUGGUUCUAUGCUUUUCUGUUUAUUUCCGUCUUUCAUUUCUCCCAGUGGCGUUGCGAAGGUUCUUACGUUGCAUCAAUAGAACUUCAAAAUGUCGGGAGGAUUAGAGGUGCUUUCUCUGAAAGAGGAUGAUGUCACAAAGAUGUUGGCUGCUUGCACCCACAUGGGUACAGACAACGUGGAUUUUCAAAUGGAACAGUAUGUCUACAAGCGCAGGAAUGAUGGAAUUCACAUAAUCAACCUGCGACGCACGUGGGAGAAGCUCCUGCUGGCGGCCCGUGCCAUCGUCGCCAUCGAGCACCCGUCGGAAGUGUUCGUGAUCUCGUCCAGGAACUACGGCCAGCGCGCCGUUCUCAAGUUUGCGGCCCACACCGGGGCCACUCCCAUCGCCGGCAGGUUCACGCCCGGCGCUUUCACCAACCAGAUACAGGCUGCCUUCAGAGAGCCGCGUCUGCUAGUUGUCACUGACCCAUCUCAAGAUCAGCAGCCAAUCACGGAGGCGUCUUACGUCAACAUUCCUGUCAUUGCAUUCUGCAAUACAGACUCGCCAUUGCGCUUUGUUGAUGUCGCCAUACCGUGCAACAACAAGGCCCCGCAUUCCAUUGGCCUGAUGUGGUGGCUGCUGGCUCGCGAAGUGCUCCGCUUCCGAGGAUCCAUCCCUCGCGAGGGCAAGUGGGACGUGGUCGUUGACUUGUUCUUCUACAGGGACCCGGAAGAGGCGGAGAAGGAGGAGCAGGCGACGAAGGAGGUGGUCGCCCCGCCCCCGCCGGUGCUGAAGCCGGAGGCUGACUUUGCCGCCCCGCCGACGGAGGUGUGGGGCAGCGAGAUCGUGGCCCCGGAGCCGGCCGCCGCCGUGCGCAGCUGGGCCGAGGAGGAGGUGGCCCCCGCCGCGGGUGCCGCCCCCUUGGCGAGGCCGGCCGCCGCCCCCGUGGCGGCCGCCCCCGCCUACAACGCUUCCGAGGACUGGUCUGCCCAGACUCCCGAGGAUUGGGGCGCACCGGCAGCGACGACGACUGCCGCUGCCAAUGACUGGGGAGGUGCCAGCAGCUGGGGCAUGUAACCGAGUGUCGAAUAAAGGAAACUUACAAACCUG
Molecule: messenger RNA, 1098 nt
Organism: Bacillus rossius redtenbacheri
Lineage: Eukaryota; Metazoa; Arthropoda; Insecta; Phasmatodea; Bacillidae
Gene: sta
Product: small ribosomal subunit protein uS2
Exons: 7
Coding region: 97-1065 (322 amino acids)
Biological process (GO): ribosomal small subunit assembly; cytoplasmic translation
Cellular component (GO): cytosolic small ribosomal subunit; ribosome; 90S preribosome
Molecular function (GO): structural constituent of ribosome
Source: RefSeq, a predicted model, not a curated record